Molecule: messenger RNA, 606 nt
Organism: Mustela erminea (ermine)
Lineage: Eukaryota; Metazoa; Chordata; Mammalia; Carnivora; Mustelidae
Product: basic proline-rich protein-like
Exons: 1
Coding region: 1-606 (201 amino acids)
Source: RefSeq, a predicted model, not a curated record
AUGGCCCCGCAGCGGCGGCACGGCCCGGCCAGCUCCGCGACUCCCAGCGGCCGCCGCCCGCCCCGAGCACGCCCCGCCCCGCCGGGCGCACGCGCCGUCACGCGGGCCUCACCCGCCGCGCGCGGCCAAUGGCGAGUCCCGCCCCGCCCCGCCCCUGGAUCCCCGCCCCGCGUGCGCCGCCACAGGCGUGAACCGCCAAAGCCGAGGCCCGCCCCCGCCCGGCGGCCGCCCGGGUGUCCCGGAGACCCCGCCCUCCGGCGCGCGGGGCCAAUAGCGCGCACGCACCUAGCCGAGGGGGCGGGGCAGGACCACGUGGGGCUCCACCCGCUCUCCCCGCCUCCCCUCGCCCGCCCCGCCCGCCCCGCCCCCGGGAACCCGCGGGGCGCCCGCUCCCGCGCCCGCUCCCGCGCCCGCUCCCGCGCCCGCUCCCGCGCCCGCUCCCGCGCCCACCGGGCAGCCAUUCGAGGACACGCGGGCGACAGUGCAGAGAUGUUUAAUAACAAUAAAAAGGCGCGCCGAGCCCAGGCUCAGAACCAGCCCUCUUCCGCAAAUCCCGUUCAGAAAAAGGUCGCUAUAAAGUUACCACGUUUUAGUAAGAAGCAGUAG